AUGAAGAGCGUUGCCAUUGGCGUCUGUCCCGCGGACCCCACGCGCGUCCCGCCGGUUCCCGCCGCUCUGAGCCCCGCUGCGCGCGCUUCCAUUGUCCUUACGGCUGUGGGAGCCGGGACGCGUGUGCGCUGCCUCUGCUGAUGCCGAGGCUGCCUUUGCGCCCCCGUCUCACGGUGCGUCUCCCGCCCCAUGGAGCCGCCCGCGGGGGCCGCGGCGACCGAAAAGGAUCCUGCGCCCAAAGACGACCCCAAGGAUGCCAAGGUCUCGGCGCCAGUUGGGGACCCCCCGACCAGGACGUCGCCUCCGCAGAAAGCUGGACACGCGCUACAAAACUGGGACACCGUGGCCACAGUGGGCACCGGAACAUUCGGCCGCGUGAACUUGGUGAAGGAGAAGACAGGCAGGAGGUACUAUGCCUUGAAGAUUAUGAGCAUCCCGGAUGUCAUCCGCCUGAAGCAGGAGCAGCAUGUGCAGAAUGAGAAGGCAGUUCUGAAGGAAAUCAACCAUCCCUUCCUUGUUAAGCUGUUCUGGACUGGCCAUGACAACCGCUUCCUGUACAUGCUGAUGGAGUUCGUGCCUGGUGGUGAGCUGUUCACUUACCUGAGGAACCGUGGCCACUUCUCCUCAGUUGCAGCAAUCUUCUACUCCACAGAGAUCGUGUGUGCCAUCGAGUACCUGCACUCCAAAGAGAUCGUGUACAGGGACCUAAAGCCUGAAAAUAUCCUUCUAGAUAGGGAAGGGCACAUCAAACUCACUGACUUUGGCUUCUCGAAGAAGCUGGUGGAUAGGACAUGGACCCUCUGUGGAACACCGGAAUACCUUGCCCCAGAAGUCAUUCAGAGCAAAGGCCAUGGGAGAGCCGUGGACUGGUGGGCACUGGGCAUCCUUAUAUUCGAGAUGCUGUCUGGGUUUCCCCCAUUUUUUGAUGACAACCCAUUUGGGAUUUACCAGAAAAUCCUUGCGUGCAAAAUAGAUUUCCCCAGACACUUGGAUUUCACCUCUAAAGACCUGAUCAAGAAGUUGCUGGUGGUAGAUAGGACCCGGCGCCUGGGCAGCAUGAAGAACGGGGUAGAAGACAUCAAGCGGCACCUAUGGUUCCGGGGUGUGGAGUGGGAGUCAGUGCCACAGAAGAAACUCAAGCCACCCAUUGUACCCAAGUUAUCGGGUGAUGGCGACACCUCCAACUUUGAGACUUAUCCAGAGAGUGAGUGGGACAAGACCCCACCUGUGUCUGACAAAGAACUGGAAACGUUCAAAAAUUUCUGAGGAACGGGAACCCACAUCUGCAAGAAGCAUGAAGAAUUCCACGCAGUGCCGAGGACCAGAACCAUUUUUGUUGCUUGACUUUAUUUUCUUUCCUGAAAAACUAGAAGGAUUCGGUAUAUGUAUCCACUACCCAUUCAAGGCUAACGGGAUCAUUGCCCUCGGGACCCAGCCUCAUUUCAAAACUAGAAACCUGCCCGUUGGGAAGUUUGUAAAACCUGUUAAAUUGUAGAUUUUUUUCCCUUCUUUGUGAGUCUUGUGUUUGUGCUGUGUAGUUAUUGUUGUUGUUUCGCUACUGAAUUUUGUAAGUUUGAAUUUGACCCAUUUAAUUCUAGCUGUCACUGUGUAUGUGCACAGACAAUGUGCAAAACUGAUACUUUGAUAUGCCUGGGACAUGUUUAUUUUCCCAAGUUUUCUGAAAAAUCUGUCACCCUGCAGGCAAAAAAAGGGGGGGGGUGAGAUAUAUGCAUUUUUAAAAUGCUUUUCUAUGCAUUUUGCAGUCAUUUGUGUGCAUUGUUUGUUAGGUUUCUCUCUGGUCACUAUAAACUUGGAAGGCAGGAAGCCACAUGCCCUGCAGACCCUCUUUCAAAUAUGGCACAAACAGGUGACUUUCUGCAAUCUUCCAGUUUACACGUUUCCAGUAAAAUAUCCUUUCCUAAAAUUAAGCCAGAACUUUGUAUAAUGCAUUAACCACUUGGCAUCCUGGGUGCAAAGAUUGCCUUUUUAUGAUAAUACAAAUUUAUCCACAUUCCCAAAAGGGAACUUUAAGGAUCCACCCCUCAACUCCCUCCUCUGUUGUAAAUGACAUUUUCUUCCCACCAAACUCAAUCCUGUUCUUCCAGCCUUGUUCAUCUGUAAAAACUCAG
This is a messenger RNA of Microtus oregoni (creeping vole), 2129 nucleotides long. RefSeq names its product cAMP-dependent protein kinase catalytic subunit PRKX-like. The record is from RefSeq and is a predicted model, not a curated record. Gene Ontology annotation, molecular function: protein serine/threonine kinase activity; ATP binding. The transcript is spliced from 9 exons. Gene Ontology annotation, biological process: protein phosphorylation. NCBI's taxonomy places the organism in Eukaryota, Metazoa, Chordata, Mammalia, Rodentia, Cricetidae. The coding region runs from base 190 to 1266 and encodes 358 amino acids.